AUGAUUGCGACUGAAAUAAGCAUCAUGGACGAUGAAGAUAACUGGUGCGCAUUCCUCGAGAACGAGUAUGUUGAUAGUGAAGUAAAAUGGAAUUUUGGCUUUAUAUUCGGCCGAGAAUGGCAAGUAUCACGAGUGUCACCACUCGACAUUAGUCAAUUGGACGAAAAUCCUCGAUUUUACUCGGCACUUCGUCUAGCUCACACGACGUUUGCCGAGCGACAAAUAGAAGUUACGGCAGAGAUAUUUGACUGGUAUACGGAAUGUAUCGAACGAGGAUAUCUUCAAGGAGAAGUUUCACAGAAAGUAGAAGAUAUGGAGUCGCCAUCACCACUACCAUUGACCGUUUAUGACCCAGAACAAGCUCAUUUGUUUAUGGCUCAUCAACGUACAAUUGAUACUAUUCUCUGCAUGCCGCGCACACCCGAAUCAGGAGCAGAAAUGAUUGCUGAAUUUC
Didymodactylos carnosus is the source of this 454-nucleotide messenger RNA. NCBI's taxonomy places the organism in Eukaryota, Metazoa, Rotifera, Eurotatoria, Philodinida, Philodinidae. The record is from the annotation of a GenBank genome assembly.